Zasmidium cellare ATCC 36951 is the source of this 396-nucleotide messenger RNA. RefSeq lists its product as uncharacterized. The coding region runs from base 1 to 396 and encodes 131 amino acids. The transcript is spliced from 2 exons. Lineage: Eukaryota; Fungi; Ascomycota; Dothideomycetes; Mycosphaerellales; Mycosphaerellaceae. The record is from RefSeq and is a predicted model, not a curated record.
AUGACUACCAUCGGCGACGUGGGUCGGUUUGUCGCCGCAGCAUGUGAGCUACCCGAUGGAGAGUGGCAGCCUGUGAUGAGCAUGGCUUGGGAGACGAUCAAUAUUGCCCAAGUCACAAAGCUGAUUGAACAGAUCUUUGACAAGCCCAUCAAAACCUCACCGCUCAGCAAAGAGUACAUGGAGAGAUACGUGAAUUCUAUCGCCGGAAUAGGCAGCACCAGAGAAGAAAUUCUGCGCAAGAUGGUCUUUCAAAUCAAUCUCCUGGCGCUGGAGGAUGAGACUCCGGGAAAGUGUGUGCUGGUGCCUGUUGUCAACGACAUGUGUCCAUAUUAUGGAACCACAACGGUGCGGAUCUUCCUGCUGCGACUGGCUGCGGGCAUUCUCCGACCUCAUUGA